GUAACUUCCUGCUUUGAACGUUGAGCCCGGCCCCUUUCAGUCAAUGGCAGAAUAUGAUAUAUUGGUGAAAUUUCAGUCACGAUGAGAAGUCUAUAGUGCUCAGGUUUCGCUUUGCUUUUCAAAUUUAUCAAGUUUCAAAUGGCUGCAAAGGAGAAUGAUUCGCCAAACAUCGAAAAAGGUCUAAUCCUCGCUGCCAUUGGUAAAAGUCACGAAGUACAGUUGGUCAAAGGAAUUAAGUUGGAACUGAGAGGCGGUGAUAAAAUCGAUUCACGAAUUCUUGUUGUAACAAGUUUCAGAUUUUAUAUUCUGACAGCUAACAAAGCACCUUAUAAGGUUGAUCUAAGUGUUCAUAUUUUGGAUAUUCAUGCAAUAGAAAGCAAAAAAGCUGACCAGAUUGCGAUUCAAUAUGGAGAGAAACAAGUGAAGUUUUCUUUAACAAAACCGGGAAGCACACACGUUGUCCUUGGUCAACUCAUAGCAAAUUUGAAAAUAAAUUUUCCUGGUGGAAAUUUAGAUGAGUUGAUUAGAAAGGAUAUCGAACCAGGUGAAAAAUUGGAGAGUAUUAAUAAUGCCGUGAACAAGUUAACAAGUUCCGAAAGUUUAUCCGAGGCUGGUCCUUGCGGUGGUUUUUCUCAUUCUUAUUCAUGUAUUUGUAAUCAUAUGGGUGUGCCAUUUUUGGAGGAAGUGGCCUGGGAUGUUGACACAAUAUAUUUAUCAAAUGACACAAAAGAGUUCAAUAUUCAGGAUUUUGACCAUUUGGAACCAAGGGAGUUAAUUCCAAUCCUGACUACUCUGGAGUACAAUGCUUGGUUUACGAGGCUCGUUUGUGUCUCUUACAAGUUGUCUGCUGAAAUCUUGGAUGUUAUAACAAAAGUUAUCAAACGUUCAACAACCAUUGAAGAAAUUGUUUUAGAUGGCGUAAGCUUAGGAAGGGAAUUCUGUCAAAAACUGGCGAACGCCCUGACUUCAAAUCCCAAAUCUGCUUUGGAAAGUAUAGAUCUAUCCAGGAAUCCUUCCGCUGAAGACAGAGGAGUAAUUCAUAUGAUUGGUAGCUUUUCCAAAAUUUCUCAUGGGUUAUCCUCGCUUGUUCUUCACGAAACUGGCAUUACCAACAAAGCUGCUUCGACUGUUGGUCAGAUGCUAAAAAGCAGCAAAUAUAUGUCUACAUCGUUAACAAGGUUAGACUUGUCAAGCAACCCUAUCAAGGCAGACGGUGUUACGGCGAUUUGUGAUUUCUUGGCUCAAGCCAAUGCGUUAACUCAUGUAGAUUUGAGUUCCACUGAGUGCUUUGUAGAAAGUAUCUUUGGUGCUUUGAUCCGAGGCUGUUGUCAAAAUUUAAGCCAUUUAAAUCUGUCGGGAAAUCAAUUUACUAACAGAAAAAGCAAAGAUACAAACCUCUCUUCAAGUUAUCAACAGUUUUUCAGUAGUACAGGUGCCUUAAAGGAAAUUAAGCUGUCGGAAUGUCGCUUGCCUGCUGAUGCAGUUAGAGCGUUGUUUCUUGGUUUGAUUGAGAAUACCGUGGUAAAGGAUGUCGCUGUCGAUAUCAGCAAAAAUGAGCUCAAAUCAGCUGGCCUUCGAGCGAUGACGGGUCCCCUGUCUCAAAUUUCAAACCUAUAUUCGUUGGAUCUCAGUGAUAAUGGAUUUGAAUCAGACAUUAUCCCUCUUUGUGAAAGUUUGUGUGAAAAUAAAGCCUUAAAGAAACUUCACCUUGGUCAGAAUUGUCACAAGGGCAGGAACUUGAACAAUAUCAUGGAAGGUUUAAUCAAGUUGAUUUCUGUUGAAAAUUCGCCGAUAGAAUACCUAAAUUUGGCGGAUUCCCGGUUCAAACAGAACAUUACUUUGCUGUUUGAUUCACUUGGCACAAACGAAUCUCUGGUUGAACUUGAUAUCAGUGGUAACAUGAUGGGAGACGAAGGUGCGAGAGUUCUGGCUAAAGCUUUGCAAAUUAACAGUAAAUUGAGAACCAUCCACUUGGACAGGAACAACGUAACGCAAAGUGGAUUUCGAGAUAUCGCUUUGUCGUUGGAGAACAACUUAACAUUGCAGUCCAUGCCGAUACCAUUGAACGACGUUUCCCUUUGUUUAAAACCGGCAACUGAAAAAGCUCUGAAACAAAUUGAAAAGUGUUUGUCUCGGAACCAUUCCCCCAGUAAAGCGGUCACAGAGCAAGUGUAUCGACUGCAACAAGGCUUAAUGAUGACGUCAACGCAACAACAGAUGGUUGAUAAGUUGAUUGUUCAACUUCAAGACACUGCCAGACUAUUGCGUAAUUCUCCUGACGAAACUGUCCAGUCAGGUCUUCGCAAUGCCCUCAAAUGUAUCAACGAUGCAGACAAACUGAAACAGUUGUUCCUUAAAUUUCACAUGCAAACAAGUACAAAGGAUAUGGAGGAGAGACUGUCAUCUUUAGCGUCCGAUAUUUACAAUUCCAUUCAACAGCAAGUUCAGGAAAACAAAGAAAAAAUAUUAAAAUCCGCUGAGACAAACUGUCCUUUUGUCACGGAACAACAGAGUGUAAAAGAUAAUCUCAAGACGGCCUGUGAGGGGAAGGCUAACGUUAGCAAGGCAUUCAUCGACACCCUUCUACUACAACAGUUGGCUCCAAUAAUACUGAAUGAAGUCAGCGAAAAGAACCUAAAUUUGUCGACCGCGGUGGUGGACACGCUAAUGGAUGAAGUCAUUUCACAGUUGGAGAAUCAACAAGCUUUACUGGAUAUCCUGGUAAAUGAACACAAAACGGAAAUGGCAUCUGUGGGGGAAAAACCAGCGGAAACAGAGGAACCUAACGAUAACAUCAGCGAGGCGGCUCAAAAAGCGAAGAACAGAUUGAGUGCAGUAAACAAUCGUCGUAGUGUUCGUUUCCCGGAUGCUGAGAGUGAGGUUUUCAAUGCCCCCAGUCACCCCAGACGAAGGCCAACCAUCAACAGGAAACGCAGGACAUCAGAUAUCACUGAGGAGCACGCUGAUAGCGGCGGGGUAAAGGGGGACAGCAAGAAAAAGGAAGCUGUUGUGCCGGAUAUUGAUCUUUCUGUGUCGUUGGAAACGCCAACGAAUGGACUUGUUCACGUCACGAAGAACCGUCCGAGGCCUGCACGAGGCCGAAGACCUCCGACCAGAGCUACGGGGGGUCAACAAAAUACUGCCGUCGGUCCUGAGACAGUUGAUGAGAAUUUUGAUGCAGGGAUAGAGUCAUUCUUCAACAAGCCAGUUGCUACCAGGCCGCAAUCUGCUGCGCUGCCUGCUUCAGUCAAGGUGGUUCCUGAGUCGAGUUCGCAAAGAAGUGCCACGAUCAAUCAGCGGACGACGAGCAAGAAACACGAGAAGGCUCAACGAGAUUCAUUUGUGAGUUACAUCAAUUUACAGGAAGAGGCUGAAGAUAAAACGAAGGUUAAAGCAGAGAAGAAACUCGGAAUCCUUAGUGGUUUCUUCGGCAAGAAGAAAAAUGAUAAAAAAUCUCCAAGUGCCUCGCGUAAAGAAAGUAAAAAGGAUCUUAAAAAGAGCCAGGAAGACGUCACUGACGCAGGGCCAGCGCCCGAAAAGAAACCGGAGCCCAAAUCUAGUCCGAGGCCAGAAGAACGUCAUAACAAACCUGAGAAGCCGGUUGAUAAACCUGAAAAACCAGUUGAUAAACCUGAAAAACCAGUUGAUAAACCUGAAAAACCUGCUGUAAAAGCAGAUAAACAGCCUAAGAAGCCACCACAGAGACCCCAUAGGCCGGAAAAACCGGUUUCGAAUGAGGUGGGAAAACCUGCUGAACCUGAAACUAAACCGGUUGUGGCAGCGAAUGAACCCGUUGAUGAACCUUCGAAAGAGAUUAAAGUAGAGGAGAAUAAAGACCGCCAAGAAGAUAAGGAAGAUAGCGGGAAACAGGAUGGCGGGAAACAGGAUGGCGGGAAACAGAAUGACGGGGAACCGGAUGGCGGGAAGCAGGAAGAAGAGAAAAAGGAGGGAGAGGAUAAGAAGGAAGGGAAACAAGAAGGGGAGAAACAGGAAGGAGGGGAACAUGAAAGAGGGGAAAAGGAAGGAGGGGAGGUGGAUAGCACGAAAGGGGAGGAGGAAGAGAAGCCAAAACCUCAGCCCAAGGCACCACCCAAAUUUGGUGUAGGAUUACCCAUGGGCGCCAUGGGAGGAGAUCUGUUAGCUGAGAUGAAGAAAAGAAAUCAACGGAAUAGUGAAAAGAAGCCGUCCCCAGAACCAAAACCACGGCCACGAGUAGGUACCAACCCCGAUGCCGCGCGGCCGGUGGUCCCUGUGCGCCCGUCAUCCAUGAAACGGUCUGUGAAAGCGAAAUCAGCGGCGGACUUGACCUCAGUCGUUCACGAAAGCAAGCCUACACCUCAACCUCGAGCAAAAGAAGAUGACAAGGAAGAACGAAGAAUGAGCAAUGAGGCAAGCAAACCAGUCCCACCAAAACCAGCUCCUAAAGGAAAGCCUCAAGUUGCUGCGAGAGCUUCAAAACCAAAUGUCCCUAAACGUCCCCCAAGUAUAAACAAAGAAAAACGCAAAAGUUUGGAUGCCGAGAAACGCAAAAGUUUGGAAGCAGAAACGGCGGCCGAGAAGGCGCCUGAAACUAAACCAAAAGAGGAGACACCUGUAAAGCAAGAAGAAACGGUUGAUGCAACUAAAACGAAAGACAAAAAAACUGAAGAUGAGGUCGUCGAUGAACAACCUGAAGAAGCACAAGAAGCUCCGAAGAUAGAGCCUGGUGACAAGCCCAGUGCAAAAGAAGAACCACAGGAACUGGAAGAUGAAAAAGCCCUUGGGGAGGAGGAAAAACCCGAUGACUCUGCUCUUGUUGAUAAAGACAGCACACCGGAGAAAGAUGCCUCCGAAAAACAGGAGAAAGAUACCUCGGAAGAAGUGGCUACGGACACGAAGACUGAAAGUACAGAGGUUCCUGAUGCCUCGACUUCAAACACAAGCGAGUCCACGAAUGAAAGCGAAGCAUCAAAGGAAGGCGAGCAAACAACUGACGUAAACGAAGUCCCUGAUAAACAAAAAGACACUAACGAUAACGAAACCGAUGUUACUACUGUAGUUAGCGAAGAAACUACGGAGAAAGUCGAGCCCGUCGCGACGGAUGCCGAAAGCGAUGAUGUCAUUAAGAGCGCCGUGGACGAAGACACAUUAAAGGAGGCAUUGUCGGCGAAAGACACGGCAUUUUAAGAAUGCGAGUUUUGAUUUAUUGAUUUUCUGUUGAUAGCUUAGAUAGGCACUAUAUAAAAACGGUCUUUUUACAAUUUAUGGACGCCAAAUUUGGGUUAUUGUUACAGUCCAAUGUUCUCAAAACGAGCUAAUACCAUUUGUUCGUGCUGCUUGUCUGUAAGUUGUUUUGCAAGUUGUUGCAGACAUUCUUUACUGGAGCAAGUAACGUAUAUUUAAAUUUUGUCCAUUUAAUCUAUUUUUGUACCAACUACAGCACAUAUAAAUAUUAAAGUCAGGUUAAUACGAAUGUAUAUUUAUACUGUGACUGUCGCCAAUGUCUUUUAACAAAUCAACUGAAUGAGGGUGAUAAACAAAUUCAUGUUUGCAUGUGCACAGCCAGUCAUAACGUGUAAACUCAUAACGCUUGAAAACAUAUAAUCUCUAAAAUGAAAUUAAAAGAUGUGUAUAGUUUUGUGUCGUAAAAGAAAUCUUAGAGAAUGUCUUACCUCAUAAUUAAUAAAGCACCUAAACUAAAAUGUUGUCAUUAAAACGUGCGAAUAAUCAAAACCAUUCUCGUUGAGCAGUAUCCCCCAUCAUUGGCUAAGACCUUGCUCUGCCCUCUGCGUCACUUGCGUUGCGUCGCUCCCAUCCCCAAUAUGCAUAUUUUGCGUGCCGGAAGUCACGUGUCUGCGGUCGGAUGCGAAGGGAAGCUGGAGAUACCAAGAUGGCGGACAUCAGAUUUCUAGUGGAUGACUACGAGAACGGCGAGGAAGAGCAAGAGGAAGACGGGUUAGAAGGCGCAUCGGAGGAUAACUCAAUGUUGG
Dendronephthya gigantea is the source of this 5969-nucleotide messenger RNA. Its product is annotated as F-actin-uncapping protein LRRC16A-like. The coding region runs from base 139 to 5166 and encodes 1675 amino acids. Lineage: Eukaryota; Metazoa; Cnidaria; Anthozoa; Malacalcyonacea; Nephtheidae. Gene Ontology annotation, molecular function: protein binding. Gene Ontology annotation, biological process: cell migration; regulation of Arp2/3 complex-mediated actin nucleation. The transcript is spliced from 44 exons. The record is from RefSeq and is a predicted model, not a curated record. Gene Ontology annotation, cellular component: plasma membrane; lamellipodium.